AUGUCGCAAUAUACAGGCACUAAGAGAAUACUACGCAACCCACUUUUAACUAAUGCCUCAAAAUGGCUCAAUGACGUGCCAAAAAAACAUCACAGCAAAUUUCUCCAAAGCGGGGUUUACAACCGCAAUGCGCUUGAUUGCAACCCAUAUGUCCAAUCUUUAAUCAAAGUGGAUGCCAAUUCAGGUGCUACGGUCCUACCGGUGGGAAACGCAAUACGACUUACAGCAGCAGUGGAUGAUACUGCAAGUAAAAAGUCACAGGUUACACUACAUCCAAGUUUGCAUUUGGAAAACAAGCCCAGCCGCUUGAUCAGUAACAGCAAAGCAUACAUGGAAUUAGUUCAAGGGAAUUCAAGACUUGCACAUGCACAUAGGCCAAUGCAAUUGGACAAGCUGUUUUUACCACUGAAGUUCAAAGUUGAUUUCGUGGAGAAUAUGGGUGACGUGAUCGAGAGGCUGUAUAGAGAAAGGAUUGAGUCAUUGUUGAGCAGCAUCCAAAAAGAUGAGAUGGGGACAGACGGCAUCCAUCUAAUCGAAAUGGAUGGAGUUAGUCGAUGGGAGGAUGGAAGGUUGAAAGUCAACAAGGGCUUGGUUGGGUUGACAGAUGACACAUUUAUCUCAUUUAGAAACAAUCCGGAACUCGCACGAAUCAUCGUUGCCUUCUGCGAUUACAAAAGUUGUUGA
Lodderomyces theae is the source of this 684-nucleotide messenger RNA. RefSeq lists its product as uncharacterized. The record is from RefSeq and is a predicted model, not a curated record. NCBI's taxonomy places the organism in Eukaryota, Fungi, Ascomycota, Pichiomycetes, Serinales, Debaryomycetaceae. The transcript has a single exon. Bases 1 to 684 code for a protein of 227 amino acids.